CACUGGCACCGCUCAAGCGAACAACGCACGCACACGGCCGUAGAGAACGAGAGACACAGCAGCAGUGAAGAAAAAGAGGCCAGGAAAAAGGAAAAAAAUCACGAGCAUGGGGAGAAGGAGAUAGAGAGGGAAGCCAGCCUAGGGUUUCGAUCCCGCCAUGGACGCCGACGACGCGUGGGGCCGCUCGUCCUCCGCCGCUGCCAGGCGCCUGCAGUCGCGCUACGAUCUGUACAUGGGGUUGGACGACGCGGACGCGGGCGGGGAGUUGGAGCCUCGCGGCGGCGCUGAGACCUACAACUGCCCCUUCUGCGGCGAGGACUUCGACUUCGUCGCGCUCUGCUGCCACAUCGACGAUGAGCACGCCGUCGAGGCCAAGAGCGGGGUAUGCCCCAUCUGUGCUACAAGGGUUGGGAUGGACCUGAUAGGACACUUGACAAUGCAGCAUGCAAGUUACUUCAAGAUGCAACGCCGGUGCAGAGUCCGAAAAAUAUCUUCAGGGUCCCAUUCUUUGUUAUCUUUGUUGAGAAAGGACUGGAGAGAUGGCAGUUUGCAGUCAUUUCUUGGUGGAUCAUCCUAUGUAUCUAACCCUCCUGCUGCAGCACACGAUCCAUUUUUGUCAUCUUUAAUUUGUAGUUUGCCUGUGGCUGAACCAUCCAAAGAUUUACAUUCCGACUCAUCUGACAAUAACUUUUUGCUAAAUAAAUUCCCAGAUGAAAAGACUGUAGAGAGGUAUGUCACCUCAAGCUUGUUAUUUCUGCCGCCUCAUUCAGCUCCCUCUUUGCCAAGAUACCAUUGUAUCUGAGCUAAACCAUCUCUGUCCGAGAAGGAUCAGAAGGAGAGGGCUCAAAGGAGCGAAUUUGUCCGUGGGCUUGUGCUCACGACAAUAUUUGAUGAUAACUUGUAAAGGAUAUCAUGAACCUUUGAUAGCAGCCGCACAAUAUAGCCAAGGAAACAACAAUGAGAAUUAUCUGCACCUCUGCAAUCUUGUCCGUGCUGCAGCGGCACUGCUGCUCACAGGCCUUCAUGGCCAAACAGGAGGUUCAUCAAGUUUAUGUAUAUGCGUAUGGCAUGUGUAUGUAUGUAUGUAUGUUAUCUCCCUGCAUUUGCCCAUAGUGCAACAGGAGAGUAGGGGAGGAAGGUCGUGGUUUCCCAAAUUUCCACGUCAAAUAGAUCAGGACACUGUCCUUGGGGUGGAAUUGUGCAUAUACGGAAGUGGGGAGCUACUCGCCAUGUUUUAAGAAAUUCUAGUUGAUCGUUGUAAUAAUACACAGUGCUUCCUUUUAUCCUUCCAAUAAUCCAAUGGAACGUUUACUUUCCAAA
Molecule: messenger RNA, 1320 nt
Organism: Phragmites australis (common reed)
Lineage: Eukaryota; Viridiplantae; Streptophyta; Magnoliopsida; Poales; Poaceae
Product: protein DEHYDRATION-INDUCED 19 homolog 2-like
Exons: 5
Coding region: 158-802 (214 amino acids)
Source: RefSeq, a predicted model, not a curated record